AUGGACGACCCUCUUCUAUACCUAAACCACCCUCACCAUCCCUCCUCCUCAUCGCCUGUAGCAGUCUCCGAUCUCGAAAGCUACCUCCUUGACACCCCUCCAAUCGGCAGCGCCUCUGGCAGCUUCCAGAACGAGGGAUUUCUUGGCGGCGGCGGUUUCGACACCGGAUUGAUUAACGAGGCUGAUUAUGGAUUCUCCCGUCCCGAUUUCCGACAGGGCUCACUUGUGGGAACUGUUGAGCUAUACGACCGUCAUGUUUUUCUGUGUUACAAGAACCCACAGGUCUGGCCUCCGCGAAUUGAGGCUGCGGAGUUCGAUCGACUUCCCAGGCUUCUUGCUGCUGCUUUGACUGCUCGGAAGGCUGAUAUGAAGCGACAGACCCGCUUAACAAUAUGCGAGGGACAUGAUGGAACUGAGACAUCAAAUGGUGACGUGUUAAUCUUUCCAGACAUGAUAAGAUACAGGAGAUUAACACAUUUUGAUGUCGACACAUUUGUUGAGGAAGUGUUUGUUAAAGAUGGUGAGUGGUUGCCCGGAAGCCCGGAAGCUCUUAGAGGUUGGUACAUCUUUGUAUGUUGCCAUAGUACAAGGGAUAAACGGUGUGGAAUUUGUGGACCUUCUGUGAUUAGCAGAUUCAAAGAUGAGAUAGAGUCUCGUGGUCUGCAAGGUAAAGUGUCCGUAAGCCCAUGCUCACAUAUUGGAGGGCAUAAGUAUGCAGGAAAUGUGAUCAUAUUUGGACCAAAUGCUAAAAAAGAAGUCACUGGGCACUGGUAUGGAUAUGUUAUGCCCGAAGAUGUACCUCUUUUUCUGGAACAGCAUAUUAGGAAAGGAGAAAUUGUAGAUUAUCUGUGGAGGGGACAGAUGGGAUUAUCAGAAGAAGACCAGAAAAAAUCACAGGAACUAAGGCUUCAGGUUCACGGUGGGACCAAUGUGGAAACAAACGUAAAGGACUCGAUGCAAAUAAAUGAUGUGAGGGCCAACACGUGUGGAUCUCAAUUGGACGGCACAAGAUGUUGUCAAGGGAAUGAAGGCUCCCCUUGCUGUCAAAACCCUACGUUGCAAGAAAAAAGGGAGGAUGAGGAUUCUGAUUUUCCCAAGGGGGCAGCAAAAUUUAAAGCUGAAAUGAAGAACUCCAAGAAGCAAGCUUCUCGAAGUAAUAAUGGCAAAGGGGCUGGCGCUCGAAAGGUUUGCUCAAUGCCUACUUGGUAUGAAUGCUGGGAGCGUGAAGACACAUAUGCCGCACUUGCUGUUAUAGGUGCUGCUAUAUCAGUCGCCUUUGCCUAUAACUGCUACAAGCAGUUGGGUUAA
Molecule: messenger RNA, 1308 nt
Organism: Fraxinus pennsylvanica
Lineage: Eukaryota; Viridiplantae; Streptophyta; Magnoliopsida; Lamiales; Oleaceae
Source: the annotation of a GenBank genome assembly